GAUCUGUGCUCAUUGCAGUCGCACACUUCGUUUGGAUGUUAUUACGCCAGCCCAACUGCGCCCAUAGCCCAUAGUUGCUUUCGACUCCUCUGCACGCGCGCGCCUCCCAAGAAGUCAACGAAUGUAACCUUACGCGCGGCACGUGUGGCACGUGCCGUUAAUGGGGCUUUCAGGCGGAUGCAGAAACGUCGGACAUUCGCCUUCGCAGGCAGAGGAGAGCCACGUUGAAGCGUGGCAAGCUGGGACGAGAUAAAAAGACGCUCAAGGGACGCAAAUGCAGACGCCGCCUACCAGACGGAGACGCGACUGAUGUGACCUGGUGAUCAUCCUGCGUCGUCUAAGGCGCGGUGAAGGACAUCUGUGACAUGGAGUUCAUGUGGAGGGUGGUGGCUGUAGCGUGCUUGGUGUUCGAGGUCCGCGGCAGCGACGGGGACUGGGUGGCGUCGAUCGACCCCAACGAGGUGCGGGUGCCCGUGGGCUCCGACGUGAUGGUGCGCUGCACCCUCCUCCCCGCCGCCCCUCCCGGGAUGACGGCGCACGACAUAGUCUGGGUGUACGGCGCCAGCGAGCUGCCGCAGAGCCACGUGACGGUGCUCAACAACAGGACGUCGGUGGUCACGCUGCGCGACCUCCAGCCGACCGAGCGUGGCGGCGCGGGGUCCCCCGGGGGCCAGCCGAUGAUGGGCGGGCAGAGGCUCAUGUGCUUGCGACGCAAAGCGCCCGGCGACGAGAGGCACAAACUCCUGCGCAGCGCGGACAUCACCGUCGGAUGGAUGCCCUGCCCGCCUUCCAACUUCACGUGCUACAUGUUGGAUCAGGCCAUCGUCAAUUGCUCCUGGCUGCCCGGUGAAUGCAGGGGAAGCCACAAGAGCAAGUACAGACUCAAGUACACCUUCGUGAAUAGAUUGUGCAGCGUUCCAGUGCCGUGGGAAAACCUGGCUCGGGACAACGUGAAGACGGUCGAUUGCUUGCAGACCGGCGGCUCCGGCGCGUACCACUGCCAGUUCGACCAGCUUCGCGUGUCGCAUGCCAACAACUACUGGGUGUGGGUGGAAAGCUCCAGCGAGCUGGGCUCAUCCAGCAGCAAGAUGCGUUGCAUGCACCUCUGGGACAUCGUGAAGCCGAGCCCGCCAGAGAAUGUGCUCUUCAGCGUUGUUCAAGCUCCUUCAUUUGGGCUAAGCCUGAUAUGGCAGCCACCAACAGCACUGCCGCACAACAUCUACCCCAUGCAGUACGAGGUGGAAUUCAUGGCCAGCGACACCUCAAGUCCGCGAACUGAGGUGGUGGCAGUGGGCGACGACACGUGGUACAGGAUUGACGGCGUGGAGGAGUGCUCCGUGUACACGGCGCGCGUGCGGGGCCACGGGUACAGGCGCGAGGGCUUCUGGAGCGAGUGGAGCUCGCCGGUGUUGCACGCGGUCGGAGAGCUGAACCCUCCAGCGAAUGGGCCAGAUAUUUGGCGAGUUCUUGCUGACAAUGAGACUGAGGACAACCGAGAAGUCACCGUGCUCUGGGAGCCCUUGUCCUGUGCAAAUCACCGCUGCUGCGUUCAAGAGUAUAUCCUAUCGAUCAACACGAGUGGCAGGGUCAGCGAAAUCUUCGUCGGCAACGUCUCGUCGUAUCGACUUUCCCUGGGGCCAUCGCAGCACCGUGUCACCGUGGCCGCUCGCAAUUCCAUCGGACGAUCCAAGCGGAACAUGCUGCUCGUAAUCCCAGCACGUUCCCACCAAGGGCCGGUACCCUCCCAGGUGUCGGUGCGACCGGAUGCGUCGAGGUCCCUGCUGGUCACGUGGGCGGUGCCCGUGCUCGCGGGGCGGCACUCGCCCCCCCAGGGUUACCUGGUCGAGUGGGCCAACGUGUCGGCUCUGGACCUCGGCCGCAUCAGGUGGCGCCGUGUGAGCUCCGUCAACACGAGCGCGUUGCUCACAGAUAACUUCCAGGACUACGUGCGGUACAAGGUCUCUGUGUACGCAAGCACCCAGCAAGGAGAGGGAAAUUGCAGCAGCACCUACACCUACAUGAAGCAAGGAGCUCCCGUGGCGGCGCCGAGGAACGUGCUGACGCACAGCUGCUCCGCGAGCGUGUGCGACGUCCGCUGGGACCCGCUGGGCAUCGACCACCUGCACGGCUUUCUCACCCACUACGCCAUCUACUACCGACCAUCUUCUGGAGACAUGCAAACGAAACGAGUGCUGGUGCCCUGCACAUCGCCAGUGGAGGGCACAUGCAUAAGCAGCCACCGCCUAGAAGGGCUGGAGCCCAACACUGAGUACGAGCUUCAGGUGGCAGCUGUCACUUCAGCCGGAGAGGGCCCACGCAGCCUCACAAGCAAGGCCGUCACAGGUUUCCGUGAAUUCGUUUUCAUCAUGAUGCUCAUUGCCGGUCUAUUGCUUCUGUCCGGUGGGAUCAUCACAUGCAUCUGCAUCGUCAUCGUCCCAGCCAGAAUGAAGCAUGUAUUUUUUCACAAAGUUCCGGAUCCCAAGAACUGCAGCUGGGCAAGGGACAUUGACUUCAGCAAGCCCGAGAGCCUGCAAGGAUUCCUGAGAAUCACUCUAUCGUCAUCGCCGGACGUCCGCGAGACGGAGACGUUUUCAGAAAUCACGGUGGAUUGCGGCUGGAAACUGCAAGGGCAUCUGCUGGAGAAAGCGCUGGAUUUCGACGGCGGUUACACAACCACCGUUCCCGCACAUCUGCCCACAAGCCACGGACUUGGCACCAAGGGUGGAGGCGAGACGACCAAAGUGAUUCCAGAGGCGCCCUUGCCUUCCCGCGCACUGCCUCUCCCUGCCAAGCUGUUGGCUCUGGAGCAGCUACGCGCAACCGCCGCCAGCGUCGCAUCAACACGCACCCAACUGCCGAGCUGGGCACAGUAUUCGCAGCACGACGCGAUGUCUGACAUCGGCGGGGCGCCGGGACCACCGGGAGGCGUGAGGCUCCCGGCCUCAGCGCCGACUCGCUGGGGCCCGGAGAUGCACGUCUACGAGAACAGCGAUGUCAAGGCUGCGAUCAACCCCACCGAGGCCUCGAGUGGCGGUGGGGGCGACGGCGGUGGCCUCGCAAGCUCACUGCCCGCCGGUGCACACCCGUUCACUCUACAGCGGAAUAACAACUCGAACGCGUUGCCACAGGGCCGCCCCGCCCUCGACGUUGAUGACAGCGGCGGCGCGGGAGUGAUGGACGGUGGCGUGAGCGGUGGUGGCCUGGAGGUGCCGGCCACCGUUUGGACUGGGCGUCGUGAAACUCUGCUGCCCUACAACGUUUUUAGUUAUCAGCCACAAGACCCUGCCUAUCACCUGCCCCCGAAUGGCAUUUACACCAACGGGCUGCAUUGAGCGUGAUUUGAUUUUUAUAACCCCUUGGACAAUGCCAAAAGAGGGACGGCAGCAUCUGGAACAAUUCUGUCACCUUACUGUUUUAAAAAAAAAAUAGAUAAGACAAUACAAACGAUAGCAGCUUGCGGUCGUUUUUUUACCUUCAUUGACUGACCAGGCGUUUGUGUGGUCUGAUGGCAGUUAAGACUGAUUUAUGUGAACAAUGUUACAUUCAGGUUGCAUAGUGAGCGACGUGUUAGUUGUGAAAACUGUAAAUAUGGAUUUGAGUGCAGGACUUUCGAGUGUAAGUUCAAUCACUGGGGACACUGUGAUAAUGUUAAUAUAAGUGCUCACCUUUAUUAAUUUCCAGCACAAUUUUGUCUUUUAAUAAGAGUAUCAGAAUUCUAUACAUAUAUGUUGUAUAUAAGAGACUAGUUAAUAAACAACAUUACAAUUGUUUAUAUUGUCCAAGCACUUGUUGAUUUCACAUACUUCUAAACUUCACACAUACAACAAUUUGUAAAUAAUAUUUUUGUUACUUACCUUAAGAGUUGCACACACGAUGAUAAAUAUGACUUAUCUUUGAAAUGAAAGUGCAAGUUGAAGCUUGCACCGAGUAUUUUUUAAUAUAUUGUUUGAGAUAAUUUGUGUAAUGUUUUGAGCAGAGUGGAAACAUGCAUUCUUGUGAGUGUGAAACUGGACGAUUUAGUUACAUUGUGAUUGUAUUUCUGUAUUUUUCAAUAUUGCGUCCUGUACCUUCUCUUCCAUUUUGGCUCGGAUAUAAUUCGUAAUAUUUUAACAUGUGGUCCAUAAAUAAUUCAGGCUGCUCUUAUUGAACAGUUCAAUCAAAAUGGCAAACAGAACAAAGAAGAGCUGAUGGUAAUCGGAGAACAACAAUGGACAUGUGCAAACAUUUCUACGAACAAUAGCAGAGGGGGAGUUAUUUAAUCUCUUGAAUUGUCUGCACCUGUCCAUUUUAUUCUCAAAUGUUCAACUCAGUGCUUCCCCACGUGGGUUGCAACCUGUCCUGGUUGCAACCCAUUGGUUCGAAACAGAUGUCACAUUUGUUGGUACCACCUGAGGUGGCAUUACUUUAACUGGUUCAGUAAAUCGUGUGAUAAUCGUUCGGAGCAACUGAGUUAUCAAGUACGUGAUUCACUUGUAUUAGCCAUGAAGACACGUCGGUACGAGGAAAGUCGUGCCACCUUUGGUGGUACCGAUUUCUGCUCUGGCCCAUGGAAAACAUUGCUCAUCCUCUUUUUGAGAUGUAUUUUUUUUAACACAGUUGCUGAGCCCAAAGGCCCAAAAUGGCAAGCAGUCAUCAACGAACCCCCCCCCCUCCCCCAGCUGUUUGGGAUAAUAACACUCAAUUAGUAAUAGCACUCAACUCACACGUAGUUUUCCCCUCCUCUGGAAUCAUGAUAUAUACUUCUUCCCAUGAUAUGUACCUCAGAGGUGGUAAGCCUACUUCCCACACACGUAAAUAUCUUCACACCACAUCUGAUUAUAUUUAUUUUACAACCCUUAUGCAUCAGUUUAUGCUUUGUGUCAAGAGAGGGAUUUUGAACAGUCUUAUGUUCAUAACAUCGUUUUGUUGGGGUUAAAUCGCGUAAAUAAAAAUGUGUCGUUAAACCCACCACCACCCGACACAGCCAAUUAGUAAGGGUUGUCACCUAAACAGAAUACAUGCCAAUUCGUUACUAGUACAGUAACGAAUUGUUGAAGAGCAAAUCUACAACAUUCACAAGUACUCAGAUUAUAAAUGUUCCAAGAUAUCUAAUCAGUGUGGAGGAGUAGACCACAAUACGCACGAAAGAGGUUUUUUUCUAGAACUCCCUCCAGCAAAGGCCCUUCUACCAGUAGUGGUGACCAAAUAAUUGCUGUGCUGCACCUUUGCCCUUCUAAAUUCAAUUGAUAUAAUUUUUUCCGAGACAAAUCACAUGAAAUAAUCUCACAAUAUAUACAAGUAUAUUCACUACUUGCACGAAUACCAUUGGCUUAGAACAUGAAACCAUAUAUAUAAUAAAAGCUGUCCUUGUGUAAAAUGGUUAUUUUUGUGAACAGAGAGAGCAGACGUGAUCGAUUGACUUUCACAAUGCAAUGUGGAGCCCAGAGAAAAUGUGGGACAUUUAAAAAAAAAACAUUACAGUUAAAUAGUUUUUAAUUGACAGGUUGAAGUGUUUUCCAUUUUAAGAGUAUUAGUAUUAAUUAAGCCCUUUUAAAUUAAUAUGCAUUGUUAUAUACUGUUUAAUAAACGCAUUUACGUUUCAAAUAAAAUAACCAAAGGUCAUUAAAAAAAUUAAAUCAUGGGAAGUGUCGUACUGCCGUAGAUAACAUAAUUAGGCGACAUUUUUUUCUGUAUUAAUCCAUACUCACUGUUAUAAUUUCAGUCAACUUAACACAUCCAUCAAUAACACUAACCCUAAAAGGAGAAAAUAAUAAUGACCAUUCUUGCCCUUUGAAGGGCCAUUGCCUGAAAUGUCCCUGAUCAUGGAUUUUUCUUUUCAUUUUUUCUGUUUGUCCUUUGCACCACUACCAACACAGUUUAAAAAAAAUGGUUCUGCCAUUACGGAUUCCUUCACAGUCACGUGUAUAAGGAGCUAAUAAAUUUAAAGAUGUUGGUAAGAUAUCA
This is a messenger RNA of Petromyzon marinus (sea lamprey), 5943 nucleotides long. Its product is annotated as interleukin-31 receptor subunit alpha-like. Gene Ontology annotation, cellular component: external side of plasma membrane; signaling receptor complex. NCBI's taxonomy places the organism in Eukaryota, Metazoa, Chordata, Hyperoartia, Petromyzontiformes, Petromyzontidae. Gene Ontology annotation, molecular function: cytokine binding; cytokine receptor activity. The record is from RefSeq and is a predicted model, not a curated record. Gene Ontology annotation, biological process: cytokine-mediated signaling pathway.